CAACUAUUCCAAUUUCCGAUGCCAUGUGAAGCAUGUUGUGAGACAUCUUAAAGCUCUAGUAACUGCUGUAAUGCCACCUAACGAAGGAUGACAAACAUUCAUUUUUCUUUAUAACAAUUUUCACAGUCAAGGUUUAUCUCUCCGAACAAUAGGUUCUCUAAAUAAUAUUUAAUCGCAAUGGCAGAAGAAACAUUCUUAGUGUUAGUGCUUUUGAGUUCAGUGAAUGCUUACCGAUAUUAUCCCGAAGAAUCUCCUAGACACAGUUUUAUCGAUAUCUAUAGCAAUGAUAGACACAUUGAAGAUGUUAUGAAGAUGAAUUUCCAGGAUAACCAUUCUCAUAGACGUCCACAUAUGAUUGAAAGAAUAUCUGACCAUAGUGGGGAGGGGAAUUCUGAUAUGGACACAAUCGAUUUCCAUUAUCCACGUGUUGAAUUCUUGACUAAAAAUCACGAGAAGAACGUCGACUUGGUAUAUGUACCGACUUCUUCAUUAGCUUCGUUACAAACCCUUCCCACAGUGGAUGGUGUUGAAUAUGCGGACAGAAAGAGGAAACCAAGGUUGAAAAUGAAAACUAACAACCAUUCUGUGCCCGAGUACGAACCAGUAACUUUAUCAUUUGUUCAGAAAAUUCCAAAACCUUUAGUACCGGAUACUAAUGAUAUCAAGGACACGAAAUAUGAAGAAUUAGCAACAGGUACCACAGAACAUAACUCAGACGACCAGAACACUGUUAAAGAAAGAAUACAUUUACUUCUGAACAAGUACUUGACAAAUCUAUAUUCCCAAAAGUUCAAUAAUUCCUACGAAGUUGCAGAUACAACUUUUACAGCCGACGAUGCAGAUGUUGAUGCAAAAACAAAUUAUUUAGAUAAAAGUUUAUUGUGGAGUCUGAAGAACAAAACGAUAAACAAGAUCAAUAGAUUUUUCAGCUUAUUCACAAUUCUACAGUUCAACAAUACCCAAUGUAAUGUCACCAAUUCAGCGGGAUCUUACUUGGGGAUCUGUUAUACAGCCUCAGAAUGUUCAAAUUUAGGAGGAACUGCCAUUGGCAAUUGUGCCAAUGGGUAUGGAGUUUGUUGUGUGUUUAUCGGCACCUGCGGCGGCUCGGCCCAGCAGAACUGCUCCUACUUCCAGAGCCCCAACUACCCCGACUUCUACCCCCCAGGGGGCGCCGUCAUCACCCCCACCACCGCUGUCCCGCCCGCCCCCACCGGCAACCCUUCGCCCACGCCCGACCCGCGGCUUCCCGCCUGGUACGACUUCCAAUACAGAGACGAGAUGGGCAGGCAGAGAGAUGAGAUGGGCAGGUAUAGAGAUGAUAUGGACAGCCAUAGAGAUGAGAUGGGCAGGCAUAGAGAUGAUAUGGGCAGGCAGAAUGAAGAAUUGGGGAGGCAGAAUGAUGAAGUGGGCAGGCAGAGCAACGAGUUGAGCAGGCAGAACGACGAACUGGGUAGGCAGAGUGACGAUUCGCUGUCGUGCGUGUUCAGGGUCUACAAGGUCAACAGUGACGUGAAGAGGAUGCGCAUUGACUUUCUGGAUUUGGAGCUUGCCAGCCCCACAAACGGAACUUGUACCACUGAGAGACUGGUGAUUUCUGGUCAAAAUACCAACGAUGUUAUAACAUCCAUUUGUGGUUACAAUACAGGAGAACACAUUUAUGUCGACGUUUCACAGGUGUUUGGCCCUCUUCAGCUCAUGGUACUUUCGAACGGGGUCUACCGUAAGAGGUUCCGUAUCCGUGUUUGUCAGUUUUCUGACCCUUGUUCGGAACCAACCAGCAAUUGUUUGCAGUACUACACCGGUGUCACUGGCAUUAUCUCUUCUUUAAAUUACAAUCAAGCUUCGAUGUUCAACAGAAGCGUUCCCGGAUAUUUUAAUAAUUUGAAUUAUGGAAUCUGCAUUCGGAGGGAGGCAGGAUACUGUUCGAUAACAUACACGAAUGUCAGGAAUGGGGUUGAGAGUCCCUUCCAAAUCCCUAAUGUUGAUAAUGAUGGCAUAGUUACUCUUCCUAGAGGCAUGGCAGGAGUUGAUUCUAUGGACUGUCCUAAUGAUUACAUAGUUAUUGCUGGUACCAGACUAUGUGGAUACCGAUUCAAUGACGGAACUGUGAAUGCAAAUUUGACAAUGAAUGCUGCUGUAACAGAUAGCAGCGCUGGACCCAUUGUGAUACCAGUCAGGACAAACUCUGCCCUCACAGGACUUGGUUUUAGACUAUAUUACACCCAAAAUCGUUGUUCUAAUUGAAUUGGAUUAUAACCCGGCCAUCAAUAUCUAAUAACAAAUAUUUAUUUCAAAAAUAUUAUAAUUCAGUAUUUUAAGUGUCUAUUAUUUAUUUCGAUUUAUUUGAUAAAUGCUA
Phaedon cochleariae (mustard beetle) is the source of this 2356-nucleotide messenger RNA. Lineage: Eukaryota; Metazoa; Arthropoda; Insecta; Coleoptera; Chrysomelidae. The record is from the annotation of a GenBank genome assembly.